Molecule: messenger RNA, 1947 nt
Organism: Megalobrama amblycephala (Wuchang bream)
Lineage: Eukaryota; Metazoa; Chordata; Actinopteri; Cypriniformes; Xenocyprididae
Gene: def8
Product: differentially expressed in FDCP 8 homolog
Exons: 9
Coding region: 71-1198 (375 amino acids)
Source: RefSeq, a predicted model, not a curated record
AACCUCUCAGGAAAGUAAGUGUUUCAUCAAGAGUUGAUCGUCCUGUUUUUUAAAGCACUGAAAUGUGUGGAUGUUUGCACAGGGUUCGUUUGUGGCGUCUGAUGUAGAGCAGCUGAAACAGGCAAUAGAGGAGUGCAAGAGACUGAUCCUGGAACUGCCAGAACAUUCUGAGAAACAGAAGGACACAGUGGUUAAACUAAUCCACCUUCGGCUCAAACUACAGGAACUAAAGGACCCAGAGGAAGAUGAGCCAAACCUGCAGGUUCUAUUAGAACAUCGCUUCUCAAAGGAGAAGAGCAAGAGUGUGAAACAGACAUGUGACAAGUGUAGCACCAUCAUAUGGGGUCUCAUUCAGACUUGGUAUACCUGCACAGGCUGUUAUUACCGUUGCCAUAGUAAGUGCAUGAAUCUGAUCAACAAACCAUGUGUGAGGUCAAAGGUCAGCCAUCAGUCUGAAUAUGAACUCAACAUCUGUCCUGAGGUCGGUCUAGACAAACAGGAUUACAGAUGUGCUGAGUGCCGGACACCCAUCUCUUUGCGGGGUGUUCCUAAUGAGGCACGGCAGUGUGAUUAUACGGGUCAGUAUUACUGCAGCAGCUGCCACUGGAAUGACACAGCCAUCGUUCCAGCUAGAGUCAUACACAACUGGGAAUUCGAGCCUCGUAAGGUGUGUCGUUCAUCCAUGCGCUAUCUUGCUCUGAUGUUGUCAAGGCCUGUGCUCAGACUUAAAGAGAUCAACCCUCUGCUAUUCAACUUUGUGGAGGAGCUGGUGGAGAUCAGAAAAUUACGUCAGGAUAUCUUGCUAAUGAAGCCAUAUUUCAUCACCUGCAAGGAGGCCAUGGAGGCCCGACUCCUGCUGCACCUUCAAGACCGUCAGCAUUUUGUGGAGAAUGAUGACAUGUACAGCCUACAGGACCUGAUUGACACCUCCAGUGGGCGUCUCAGCUGUUCCCUCACUGAAAUUCACACAACUUUUGCCAAACAUAUUAAACUGGACUGUGAGAAAUGCCAGGCCAAAGGCUUCAUGUGUGAAUUGUGCAAAGAGGGUGACAUUCUCUUUCCAUUCGACAGCCACACCUCCCUCUGUCAUGACUGUUUUGCUGUUUUCCACAGGGAUUGCUACUAUGAUAACUCGACCACAUGUCCACGCUGUGCGAGAAUGCUGGAACGCAAAAAUGAGGAGUCUCUGAACCCAUAGAUCAGCCUGAUGGAUGGAUGCCUUGCAAACACUGUGAAAUCUUCAAAGCCAGAACUCUGGCAUGUGGGUCUUGUCUCAUCUGUAAUUUAUUUCUUCCUGAGGUUUGUACCAUGCUCCUGUCAGAUUCUGUAUUGUCAUAGAUUUGGUGUGAUCAGCAUAGCAGGAAAACCUAAUGGCUUUUAAAACCAGUUUCCCUAUUUUUUUUCUAUAAAUAUGACAUUUUUUUGUUACUGUUAAAUGUCUAAACAGAAAUCAUCAAUGUCAAACUUUAACAAUGACAUGUUCUAGAUCAGUUGGAUCUAAAGAUUCCUACACAUAAUUCUGGGUAGCAUGCUUGUUUAAGGGAUCAGGCAAAAAUACUACAAGGCAACACUAUGAUUUACUUUAUAGUUAUAUUCCCAUAAUAUACUGUGGCUUAAAAAUGUUGUAGAUAAUAUUCUAAAGGUUAUAUUGUGCUCUCAUUUUAUAAGAUCAACAUGGUCAUGUUUUAAUCUAUUCAUGUAUCUGAGGAGAACCACUACUUCAGUUAUAUCCAAAAUGUCAUUAGAUGUUUUUGUACGGAUUAUGUAACAGUCAUUACUGGUUUAAGAAUUUUACAGUUACCCGGUGUUACAUAUGCUAUUAAAUGGCAGAAUGCUAUUUAAUUGUCUCUGUAAUAAUAACUCUGCAAAAGAGCCUAUGACGUGUUAUGAAGUCCAAUAUCUAAGAUCUCUUUACACAAAGCAUGAAUAAAAAUGAAAAUAAAGGAA